AUGAAUCCGCGCCAUUACAUUAUCUACAAACGCUCGGGAGCGAGACAGUUCAUAGUCCUGGACAAAGGAGCAAGACUCAUGUGGGAGCCUCAGGAGUGGACACCGUUACUGUUGGGCCUACCCAAGUUGAUGAAAGAGAAGAUCUGUCGAUACGCAGCCCUUGCGCCUGAAGGCAUAACCAUAGAUAUCACUGCCGGUAAGACUUGCAAUGUCUCGACUGACUUCAAGAGGUUUUGUGGACUCAACUACCUGCUGUACCCGGACGCUAUGAACAACGGUAUCAUCAGCAAUAUUGCAGGAGGAAACUAUGGGUGCACCUGCGAUCAGAGUCUCAAUCUCAACUUCAUGUUGGGCCGACGAAAAGACCAUGAGGAUAUCCAGAUCAACAUCAAGGGCCUCGUGCGCUUUCUGAGCAGCUUGCCUUUACUUAAAUCCAAUACUCGGUCGAUCAUCAACAUCAAACUAUACGAAAAGCAGGGACCUUAUAGAGCAAAGAUUGAAUUGCCAAUCAAGAAGCAGAGAAAGGCCAUCUUCCUCUUCUUUACCGACUUCCUCUGA
Messenger RNA from Alternaria atra, 558 nucleotides. RefSeq lists its product as uncharacterized. The transcript has 2 exons. Lineage: Eukaryota; Fungi; Ascomycota; Dothideomycetes; Pleosporales; Pleosporaceae. The record is from RefSeq and is a predicted model, not a curated record. Bases 1 to 558 code for a protein of 185 amino acids.